Aspergillus japonicus CBS 114.51 is the source of this 985-nucleotide messenger RNA. Its product is annotated as DUF4267 domain-containing protein. The transcript has a single exon. NCBI's taxonomy places the organism in Eukaryota, Fungi, Ascomycota, Eurotiomycetes, Eurotiales, Aspergillaceae. Bases 332 to 727 code for a protein of 131 amino acids. The record is from RefSeq and is a predicted model, not a curated record.
UUUAGAUUAAGGGAUAAUGUCUUGAGCUAUCUUAAUCACCAAGGCCCAGCACCUAGCCGUUAUGCGCAUGUUGUCCUUGACAACCGCGCCACUACUCCGUACUGACCCUUAUUAUGCUGAUAUUCUGGUGGGGCCACUACCCAUCACUAAUCAAUCGACCCAUAUGUGGGAGCCACCUCUACCACCCACUAGAGUAUCCUUACACGCGCAAGACUCACGGUUGUGUUGUGCAUCCACCAACCAACCACUCAUCAUCCCACAAACUGUCUAAUCAACAAUACCUGAGCCAUCACCAACAAUUUCCAGUGUUAUCACCCGUCAAUAUCCAGAAAUGCCUCUCUCCCAACACACCGCCCUCCCCCACGUCGCCAACGCCUUCGGGACCAUCUUCAUCGGAUUCGGGGUCAACGCUCUCCUCCGCCCCGAGCACGCCUUGACCUUCUUCGAAUGGGCACCGCCCACCACUCUCCCCGAGCGACAACUGGUCAACAGUCUCGUGCACAUCUACGGCGUCCGCGAUAUCUUCAUGGGUUUGGCGAUCUACGCUGCCUCCUUCUACGGGACUCGGAAGUCGCUCGGGUGGACGCUGCUGGCGGGCAGUGCGGUGGCCUAUGCCGACGGGGCGGUCUGUUGGACAUGGGGACAGGGACAAUGGGGUCACUGGGGGUAUGCACCGCUGAUUACGACGGUUGGCGCUGUGCUGGCUGGGCUUUUGGAUGGAGCGUGAUAAGUGUUGCUUCGGCGUGGAUCUGCUAUGUUGGAGGAGCACACAUAUGUACUCGUGCUGAAAGCAGGGAUUUGACGAUGGAUUGGAGUAGAAUGGCUUUGUGAAUCCGCACUGUGAGUUGGGAAUAAUUGAGUGAACUAUAAUUUGAGGCUGCAUGCACUGUUAGUAAUCACCCUUGCCAAGGCUAUCAAGCCUCGUCGAGGGGUUGCCAGCAAAUCUCGCAAUAAACAGAAGCUAUCAAAAACAGUCUGCAGACGA